CGUUACAAUGUAUGUAACGUGCAGACGACUUUAGCUAUUUAUCGUCUGGUGUUCGCGUGGCAGUUCUGUUGAAGAUGUUGCGCUUUGAUUACAAUGAAUGACUCAUGCUACGUCAGACGAUGGCAUUAAAAGAAGAUUAAAAAAAUAUUUGAUGUGUGAAUUAACUUGUACAUGUGCUUUUUAGUGUAAAUGUAGUGUAUGCAUGGAGUAUUUUAUUUAUUAAUCUAUAAUCUUUGAAAAAUCAAUUUAUGUACAGGAUAAAAACGGCGCGUCAGUUUCCGGAUGAUGUUGACAAGUAUAGUAUUUGUGUAAACAAACAGAAGAUGACACUUAGGAGCGAUGACACUAUUUAAUAAACAAAACAUUAUACUUACUUCGAAUUAACAUCUGUGUCAAAGGGGCUGACUCCGGAAACCUUCUUUAUUGUUCUUCCACUGACAAUUAGCUUAUCAGAGUGUACAGGAAAUAAUGUUUUCUCAUUGGUUAAUUAUUAAUCCAAGCAUAACGUAAACUACAGAUGUGUUUAAAGCAUCUUCAAAAAAGAUAAACAAUAAUUUCUAGGAUUAUAAGUAAUCAGUUUAUUAAAAUCGGGGUCAGUAGGUAAUAUAACACCCGCUGAGAAAGUUCGUAAACCAGAUAAACGGAUUUACGCUUUAUUACAUUAAUUCAGCAUCUGAAUUUCAUAGGGAUUGGAAGUGUGUUGUCUAUAUGUGAUAUAAUUAAAAUGAACUUGUUGGAUUUUCUGUGUUCUUACCAUUCCGUUCGGACUAAACGUGUUGUAAGUCCAGUUUCUGUGACUUCAGGGACCAACUCUCAUCGUACAGGUUGUGCAUAUUCUUCGUCCAAGAUGUAUAUUUCAUGCAGUAAUUUAUUUAGUGUAACUAUAGUUAUAUGUGUGAUAUUAUGUAGUAUAUUUCCAUGUUUGACGGGUUCUCCUACAAAACAAGAUCAGGCAUCAACACAGGCAUUGGAUUAUUUCAGCCGGUUUGGGUAUUUAGAAGGUCCAUCUAGUGAAACAGGUAACCUCAUGAACCCGGCAGAAUUUCCAAAAGCCAUUAGGAACUUCCAGCAAUUCGCCGGUAUCCCCGAGACUGGUGUUCUAGACCAACGUACCAAAGAAUGGCUUCAGAAACCUCGAUGUGGCAACAAAGACACUGUUAUAGACUCAGAAGAACGCAUGCGUCGUUACGUAUUGGCACCAUCUAAGUGGGACAAAAAAGAUCUUACGUAUAGAAUUACCAAUUACACUCCUGAUUUACCUCAAAGCACAGUAAGACGUGCAAUAACCGAGGCGUUCAAGGUAUGGGAAGGUGUGACAGACCUUCGGUUUACAGAAGUUGGAGGUGGAGAUGCCGAUAUCAUUAUACAGUUCGCCAGACUAUAUCAUCAAGAUGGUUAUCCUUUCGAUGGCAAAGGUUUAGUUUUAGCCCAUGCCUUUUUCCCAGGUUCAGAUAAAGGCGGUGACACCCAUUUUGAUGAUGACGAGACAUGGACUUUCAACUCAGAUUCUGAUGGCGUGGACUUGUUUAUGGUAGCAGCCCACGAGUUUGGUCACGCCUUAGGUCUCAGCCAUAGCAACCAGCCUGGAGCACUCAUGUAUCCAUGGUAUCAAGGUUACAUUCCAAAUUUUAGACUUCCACAUGACGAUAUCCAAGGGAUUCAGACUCUUUAUGGUGGCAAAUCUGGCUAUAGACCACCACCAAAAGACAGACCAACGCACAAAGACAGACCCAUCACUCCUCGAUACCAGCCUCAACCAACAACACCUAGACCACGUCAAACGACAAGGAGACCACAUGUUGAUGGGACCACUAUUAACCCAUGUGAACAUGCGUUUGAAGCAAUUGCAGUUCUUCGUCAAGAAGUUUUCUUAUUCAUGGGUCAGACAUUCUGGCGGUUAGAUUCACGAGGUAUUAUCCAAGGCAAGCCAACAGAGAUUCAUUCCUUCUGGUAUGGUUUUCCCGCCACAGCUGACCACGUUGACGCAGUUUUUGAGCGGAAGAGCGACGGAAGGAUUUUAUUUUUCUUAGGCGACAAGUUCUGGACAUUCAAUGGCAACAGUCUUAUACCAGGUCACCCAAAGACCGGCAUACCUCUCACAGAACUAGGCCUUCCAGCAGACGUCAAGAAAAUCGAUGCAGUUUUUGUUUGGGGUUUCAACAACAGGACCUAUAUUAUUAGUGGUGACAUGUAUUGGAAGCUCAACGAGAAGAACGACUAUAUAGAACCAGACUACCCACGUGACAUGAGCAUCUGGCGGAAGGUUCCGGUUCCGUUGGAUUCUGCGUUUAAAUAUUGGGAUGGUAAAACGUAUUUUUUCAAAGGACAAUUUUAUUACCAGUUCAACGACAAGAAGAUGAGAGUGCAGAAGGGUUAUCCAAAGUUGAUUAAGAAACAUUGGUUGGGUUGUGACACUUAUGACAAAAACUCUUACCAGUCAGUCAAAGCUAUUAAAUCACCAGGCAGUGGUAGUGACAGUUUAUUCCCAUCAUUAACAAUAAUUUUAACACUUAUUAUGUCAGUAAGUUCAUUCUACCAUUAAUGUUUGUUGGAAUUAUAAACUUAGUGCUACUGAAAUAACAUGAACAACAUGUGCUUGGUCAACAUGCAUUUGGUUAAUGGUGCUAAUUAUUGAUUUAUUCAUGCUAUUCUUUGCAUAUUUUUUUUGCAAAGGAGAUAGAUACUCGAACGAUUGAUUUGUUUGGUGUAUUGUGGAUAUCAGAUUGAGUAUGAUACCGGUGAUUUAUGAAUUAGAAUGAAAAUGUUUGUUGUCAAAAAGGUUCCCCUUUUUUAAAAUCAAAAUACUGUGAUGUAGACUCAUAGUUUGUUGGCAUUAUGUAUGAUAGAGCAAACUCCCACCCGGAGAGGGUAAAACUCGGUUAUGGUUCCUGGUUAUACUUGAAGUAAAAUGCUCGGCAAGCCUCGCAUUUUAAAAUUAGAAAAAUCGAAUAUCUCGAUUGGAUACAUUUCGUAAUCAACGGGACAGUGUAGUAGAAUCUAUUAUGUCUUAUAGUAUUAGUAAUGUAGCAAAAACUUGGUUAUUGAACUUAAGUUAUUUUAUAUACAUGCAAACAUUUUUCGGUAAAAUUUCUAAAGGAAUAAUCUUUGAUAUGAAACUGAGAGACAAAUGAAAGUCGUCAUUACUAAACUUAGUAUUAAUGGCUAAAAACUAGGUCAGUAGAAACCAAUCAUCAUUUUGGCCAUCACUUAGUAAUAAAUUGAGUUAGUUAUAAACGAGUUUUACCAUAUUUUGCUUGUAAUUUGCUUAUUAUUUAUAAUUUAUAAUGUAUGAAAGUUAUGCAAGUGUUUUUGUAUAUGUGACUAUUUAUGUUACGUGGGUAAUAAUUGUAUGCUUCCGAAUAUGGAUGAAUGCCAAGGCAAAUUGGUGCACAUAUUAUAUAUGUAAGACAUUUACUAUCAAUCAUGAUAUUGGUUAAGACUUAAUUAUCUCAUUGUAAUGUGAACUUUGCAUGUUACAGACCAAUUGCCCCAGACAUUUUCCCUUAUAUCUAGACAUUAUAUGAAUAAUAAAUUGACCAGGAUCAUGUCCAAUCAUAUAUAAUAUGGUAUAACAUUUAUAGUAAUCGAUACAAAUAUUUAUUGCUGUAUCAUAUUUUUAAAAAGGUUACAGUAAUAAACAUUACAAAAUUGUCCUGAUAAACAUUUCAAAAUUGUCCUGAUAAACAUUUCAAAACUGUCCCCUUAAAAGGUCCUAUAACAAUAAAACAAUUAUUUUCAUGAAUUUAGAAUUUGACAUGUAUCCUGUUACAACCAAUUUGAUAAUCAACAUGUCUAUUGUACAAAUAUUGGAAGUUACAGAAAUAACCAUGAUUGGAGGCAAAACAAAACAUCCUGCAACAGUCGAAUCUAAUUAACCAACUCUUGGUUAUUAAAAUGUUUGACAAGAUCAGCCAUUUGAUUUCGUAUCAUGUAAAAUUGAUACAAAUGACAGUAUUGUUAUUUCAAGGGGAUUUUUGAAAAAUGUCACUAUUGCAGGAUUCUCUGAAUUGACUAAAAUUUAAUAUUUUUGAAAAAUUUCUUGGUGAAAAUGUCCUGUUUUGUGUUAAUUGUGUUUUGGGUAGCUGUUUCAUACCCAAUAUUUAUGCACUACAUCUCCCUAUUUUAUAAAUAAUGAAGAUAAUUUAAAUAUUGUUUUAUCAUUUGAAAAAAAUAAAUAAAAAAAAAAUUGUGAUACUAUUGAAAAUUUUGUACAAGAUAUUCUUCCCUUGCAUUAAGUAUGUUAUCAAAUGAUUUAUAUCAAUAUAAUCAAAGUACUUGCGGAAUGCUCCAAACAGCUAAUAUUAAGUUUUUAUCAAUAUUGAUAAACCAAGCAGAAAAUAUCUGCAUCUUAAUUACUUUGUACAAAUCGAUACAACCCCACAAAAUUGUUCAAAAUUGUCAGAUAAUAUUAAUUAUUUUAUGUGUGAGGAGUUAAAGUCUUGUUGCCAUGGACUAACAUAGAAGGAUAUUUUAAAAACAAAAUUUUCCUUAAGAUUAGUUGGAAUACUCAUUUGCCUGGUUUCACUUUAAGUGAAUAUCCUGAAAUUAAAUCAAAUUUCUAGACUUAAUGAUUUUUUACUGAAAACAAAGUCACUAGACUAGUAUGCGAUUUACUAAGAAUUAUCACCUAGUCCCUCUACUCAAAAUACCUAUAUUCAGAGUUACGAUGCUUUUUGUGCACAUUUGAAGAAAUUAUACUUAUUUACUUGUUUUCCCGUAUGGUUUUGAUACCACAAUAUAAUUUUACGUAUGCUAUUUAAAAGUAGUAAAAUGUUGAUGCAUAUACUCAACAAGACAUUAAUACUCGUGCAUAACAAUUAUAGAUAUUGUAAAACAUCUAUAUCAUUCAUUCAAUUUUCCUUAAAGGAAAUCAUUUUUUAUUUUUCAUCUUCAUUCAAAAAGUUAAGGCAGACGACUGCAAGAUGUCAGGUUUCAGUGCUCUUGACACAUGUUUCCGGUAUAACCUUUCAUUUAAAGUUAUUAAAAAAAUAUUUCACAAUUUUAACGUGUUGACUUGACAAUGUCAGCAUUAACAGAGAAAAUGAGUGAAACAAUUGUUUGUGAUAUUCUUGUUGAAAUAUCAAUUAACCGCGGCCAGUAUGAAUUUAAAUCACGCCAGUUGAAGAAAAAAAACGAGACGUCCGGUGCAGUAUGAGACGAGACAUAUUGCCCUCCUAAUUUAAAAUCAAAAUAACGUUGUUAUUUCACAAUGAAUAUCAUUAUUUUUUGUACAUUGAAAUCAGGCCCAUUUAGAUAACACCUGUUCACUAUACGGCCAUCCAUAAGAAAACCGGUCUACUUUCCAAUGUAAUUUUGCUAGGUAUUUUAUGAUUUAAUCACAAAUAUCACAUGCCUUGUCUGUGCUCCUACCAUAUCAUACCUUGUAAAUAAGUAAACGAUGUAUUUUUCUUUAUUACAAAUAGAGAAUCUAUACGUGAUAUUUAGUGUGAUGUACCCAAGAAGUGCCUGUUGUUGUAUUGAAUGUCUAUCACUGCUUGUUGAAAGUGGAUCAGUUCAAUGUCAACUUCAAAAAUAAUAUGUUAACAUUUUGAGAUAGAAAUGCAAUUAGGGAGCUACCAUUUGAUUAGGCAGGACCGAAUAGAGUGAAAAAGAAAAUGCAGGACAACAUUUUUCAUCCUUGCCCCCCCCCCCCCCCCCCCCCCCCAUAAAAAUCAAAUGGUAGCACCUUUAAGUUUGGCUGCAGUUUAAAUUGACUCCUUUUAAUAAAACUCAUGGGACCGAGACAGAUAUUUUAAGUAAAUUACCUCGAAUUCUCAAACUAAAUGCUUCAAAGAUAUACCCCCCCACAACUCCUACUUCAAGCACAAAGCUGUAUACUUAGAUACAAGAACUCCUUACUUUUGACCUGAAACCGUUUCACUUUCACUGUGUUUAAGUGGUAGCAUUGGGAAAGUUUAAAGUUUGUCACUAUGUGCAAUAUUUAUUAACAUAACCUCAUUAUUCAUUGUUUUUGUCUUGCCAUAUUUUAUUUACAUUUAUUAUGUAGCUGAUGUAUAAUUCUUUAAAAUAAGAAAGUCCCAUUAUUGUUUUGUUGCCAUAUAUAAAUAUUAUAUAUAUGUAUAAACGUAUUUUUGUGCCAAAUGUAAUUUUUUAUUUGUCUUUUUAAUCAUUUUCAGAUAAAUUUACAACUUAACAGAAAUCCAAACGUAUAAGUCAUAAUAUAAUUUAACUUAAAUACUCAUUCAUGCAAAAUAUACAUAUUUUAUGUGAUUAAACACAUUUCAUUGUCGGAGAAUGCAUGAUACAUAGAGAGUCAUUCCAACAUGUCGUUCUAUAAUAGGAUUACUGUCAUUAAGGUACUAGGCUUUAGUUAAAACUCGUGCUGGUUAAUUCGACAUUAAGUACUGUCAAUCAAUCAAUAUCUACAAGAUGAAUCAAAAUAAGUUAUUAUUCUAGUCACAUCUUCUAGGGGAUAAAAAUAGAUGAUGCGCACAAGCAUUAACGCGCAGUAUUACAACCGUGUGUCAUUUAUAAAUCCGGGUAACCCUAGGCAUUCUGUAAAAACGCAAAUUUUAUGACAAAUUAGCUUUUAUGCUUUUAUUUCAAACAAGUAUAGCCUUUUUUUAGCCGUGUGUCAUUUAAACAUCCGGGUAAUCUUAGGCAUUCUGUAAAAAAAAAAUUAUGACAAAUCAGCUUUUAUGGUUUUAUUUCAAACUGUUAUAGCAUCUUUUAUCCAGUUUUAGUAUCUGACGGUUUUAUGUUUGAGUUUCACAUUUUAGUGCUUCCUUUCAUUAUGUUCAAAGAGAGCUAUAAAUGUUUUACACACUUUUAUCAUGUUCUGUUUUUAUAGCACAUUUCACAUAUUCAUGAUGUUCUUACUAUGUUAUACCAUGCUAAUAAACAAAUGAAGACUAAUAA
This is a messenger RNA of Mytilus californianus (California mussel), 6879 nucleotides long. Its product is annotated as matrix metalloproteinase-2-like. Gene Ontology annotation, molecular function: metalloendopeptidase activity; zinc ion binding. Lineage: Eukaryota; Metazoa; Mollusca; Bivalvia; Mytilida; Mytilidae. Gene Ontology annotation, cellular component: extracellular matrix. The transcript is spliced from 9 exons. The coding region runs from base 725 to 2542 and encodes 605 amino acids. Gene Ontology annotation, biological process: collagen catabolic process; proteolysis; extracellular matrix organization. The record is from RefSeq and is a predicted model, not a curated record.